AUGCGGGUCGACGUGGUCAAUUGCAAGUAUCCUUCAAUGCCCAGCACAUCCAGACUCGGUUUCCGCACUAUUGGAAGCGAUGAUGGUUGUGCUACCCGUGUUGCGAGGAGAGGGGUUGUCAGGAGCUCAUCGGAGGGGAGGAGUGCAGGAUGCAAGGAAAAGAGAGGAGAUGAGGCCCCCAAAUUUCACAGGUACUUUCACGAAAGUACUUUCGAAAACCAUAAGCCAAGUCUCAUACCAACGCAUCCAAUGCCACGGCUGCAUGCAAACGCCAAUAAGACCCCUCUAUUUUCUGAUACACAAACAGAAGACGUCAUUGCCAAUCAAUUCGAGCCUGAAGCCCUUAGUGUGCAGGACCAACCGGGCUGGGGCAGCGAACUCGUCAUUAUGUCCGACCCCAUGGACGACUCCGUCACCGAAGACAUCUGGGCAUCUCCAGAACAGCAGCCCACCAAGAAACCUCAGACCCCCAGGACUCCGAAGACACCACCACCGCCCCGGACACCGGGGCCGAACCAAGGGACCGAAUACGACAGAGAAGCCGCAUUGCGCAAGGAGCUCGAGGGCGUUCGCACCAUUAAUGCCUCUAUCGAGGGCCUCAUACGCACACUGGAGAGAGCGCAAGAAAACAUGACCGUAGGUCUUGCUACCGUAUCCGGCACAGUAAACCAUGCCUCGACUUUGCUCAACACCUGGACCCGCAUCCUCUCUCAGACCGAGCACAACCAGCGGCUCAUUCUCGACCCAACCUGGCGGGGCGCAACCCAGGACGUGCUCGACAUCGAGGCCGAGGCACUUCGGAGACAACAGGCCGCAGAGCGCAGAGCGGCCGAGGAAGAGCGGAAACGCGAAGCAGCUCGGCGGAAACGCGAAGAGGAAGAGCAAGGCCGACAGAAGCAGGCGGCUGUCGUCGGCCGCACCCCCAGUAGUGCGGGGAACGAGCACAGGCACGUCGCAUACUCGGGGUGCCAGCUAUUCGAGUACGAGCACGAGCACGUCCGGGACAAGGAUCGGUCGAGGAGCUGCGUCCACGCAUGUGGUGGUCGGGUGCUUAUUGCGCAAUGGCCCGAAAGGUGGUAGGAGGAAAUAAUACCCGAAAUAUAAAGCAUGUGACGUGCUAUGUGUGUGAAGCUUGUUUGAGAACCGGCUGUCGCGACACCCCCCCGGGGGGGCGCGGAUCACUUCUUCUUGAAAAAGUCGCUCAUCUUCUUCAUCCCGGAGGUGUUGACUUUCUUUAGCUCC
Molecule: messenger RNA, 1242 nt
Organism: Sodiomyces alkalinus F11
Lineage: Eukaryota; Fungi; Ascomycota; Sordariomycetes; Glomerellales; Plectosphaerellaceae
Exons: 10
Coding region: 1-1080 (359 amino acids)
Biological process (GO): mitotic cell cycle
Cellular component (GO): DASH complex; mitotic spindle
Source: RefSeq, a predicted model, not a curated record